Molecule: messenger RNA, 1444 nt
Organism: Tinamus guttatus (white-throated tinamou)
Lineage: Eukaryota; Metazoa; Chordata; Aves; Tinamiformes; Tinamidae
Source: RefSeq, a predicted model, not a curated record
AUGAAUGUCUCGUAUGAGCUCUAUCUCACACAGCUGAACCUGCCUGCAUUUCCUGAUGUUGACACCUCAUUUGCCCCUCUGGGGCUGGGCAUGGGCAUCCUCAUGUCCCUCAUCGUGCUCGUCAUCGUCUUCGGCAACGUGCUGGUGAUCACCGCCAUCGCCCGCUUCCAGCGCCUGCAGACCGUCACCAACUACUUCAUCACCUCGCUGGCCUGCGCGGACCUGGUGAUGGGGCUGGGUGUGGUGCCCUUUGGUGCCAGCCACAUCAUCAUGGAGAUGUGGAAUUUUGGGAACUUUUGGUGCGAGUUCUGGACCUCCCUGGAUGUGCUCUGUGUCACGGCCAGCAUUGAGACCCUCUGUGUCAUCGCUGUGGACCGGUACUUCGCUAUCACCUCCCCUUUCAAGUACCAGAGCCUGCUCACCAAGAGCAAGGCGCGAGUGGUCAUCUUGGUGGUGUGGGUGGUUUCUGCUCUCACCUCCUUCUUGCCCAUCCAGAUGCACUGGUAUCGGGCAGAGCGUAUUGAAGCCAUUCGGUGCUACAAGGAAGACACGUGCUGCGACUUCUUCACCAAUCAAGCCUAUGCCAUUGCUUCCUCCAUCAUCUCCUUCUACCUGCCACUUGUGGUCAUGGUCUUUGUAUAUGCCAGGGUCUUCCAGGUGGCCAAGAAGCAGCUGCAGAAGAUAGACAAGAGCGAGGGGAGGUUUCACAUUCAGAACAAGGAGCAGGAGCAGAACGGGCGAACUGGGCACCGCCGUUCCUCCAAGUUCUGCUUGAAGGAGCACAAGGCUCUCAAGACCCUGGGCAUCAUUAUGGGCACAUUCACGUUGUGUUGGUUGCCCUUCUUCAUCGUGAAUAUUGUGCACGUCAUCCAGGAUGACAUCAUACCCAAGUACGUGUACAUCCUCUUGAACUGGCUGGGUUAUGUUAAUUCUGCCUUCAACCCUUUGAUCUACUGCCGGAGCCCGGACUUCAGGUAUGCCUUCCAGGAGCUCCUGUGCCUCCGCAGGUCUGCCCUGAAGAUGUAUGCCAACGGGUACUCCAACAGCAACGGCAGGGGCGACUACCACGAGGAGGACAACAGCUACCCCUUGGCAACGGAUAAAACCUGCGAGCUGCUCUGCGAAGAAGGCUCCUUCCCAAACCCUGAGGACUUUUUGCACUGCAAAGAGAUCCCGAGGUGUCCAGGAAUGGUUGACAGCUGAAUGGGUUGAUGGACUCUCUUCCUCACCACCCUGAGCUCAUGAGGGCUCUGAAGAGAUCAAGCAGGAGCACGGCCUUGCUUCUCUGAGACUGGGGAUGCUGUGGGAAGUAAUUGCCUUGGCAAAUGUCUUCAUCCCUACCCAUAGCCCAUAGUCCAUUGCUGGAAGAGAAGCUGAUGAAGGAUUAGCAGGGGACCAGGAAAAGCUCUACCAGCACUUCAAGCAGCAAAGGACACAGAUGAGG